This is a messenger RNA of Hipposideros armiger (great roundleaf bat), 4043 nucleotides long. It is a transcript of the gene ALOX15, whose product is annotated as arachidonate 15-lipoxygenase. Gene Ontology annotation, biological process: lipid oxidation. The coding region runs from base 154 to 2145 and encodes 663 amino acids. Gene Ontology annotation, molecular function: iron ion binding; oxidoreductase activity, acting on single donors with incorporation of molecular oxygen, incorporation of two atoms of oxygen; protein binding. The record is from RefSeq and is a predicted model, not a curated record. The transcript is spliced from 14 exons. NCBI's taxonomy places the organism in Eukaryota, Metazoa, Chordata, Mammalia, Chiroptera, Hipposideridae.
CCAGCGCAUCGCCAGGCGGAGCUAGCUACAGACUCGCCACCCACGCUCACCCGCGAAAAUCCGCAAGGCUUCCUAGGGGCGGGGCCUCGCACCAGUUAUUUGGAGCGUCCACUCUUCUUCCCCCUCAGAAGGCACGGAACGUCUUUGAGCAAGAUGGGCGUCUACCGUGUCCGUGUGUCCACUGGGUCCUCGUGCUACGCGGGCUCCAACAACCAGGUGCAGCUGAGGCUGGUUGGCCAGCACGGCGAAGCCGCGCUCAAGAAGAGGCUGUGGCCGGCGCGGGGCAAGGAGACGGAAUUCAAGGAGGAUGUGCCUGAGUACCUGGGGCCGCUGCUGUUCGUGAAAGUGUUCAAACGGCGCCUCUUGAAUGAUGACGCCUGGUUCUGCAACUGGAUCUCUGUGCAGGGCCCCGGGGCCAGUGGGGAGGAGUUCAGGUUCCCAUGUUACCGCUGGGUGGAGGGCGACAGCGUCCUGAGCCUACCCGAGGGCACUGGACGCACAGUGGUAGACGACCCUCAAGGCCUGUUCAAGAACCACCGGGAAGAGGAGCUGGAAGAGAGAAGGAAGCUGUACCGGUGGGGUAACUGGAAGGAUGGGUUAAUCCUGAAUGUGGCUGCAACCAAUUUAUGUGACCUCCCCGUAGAUGAGAGAUUCCUGGAGGACAAGAGAAUUGACUUUGAGGCUUCGCUGGCCAAGGGGCUGGCCGACCUAGCUUUUAAAGACUCUUUAAAUAUUCUGACUUGCUGGAAGGAUUUCGAUGACUUCAACAGGAUUUUCUGGUGUGGCCAGAGCAAGCUGGCUGAGCGGGUGCGGGACUCCUGGAAGGAGGAUGCCUUAUUUGGGUACCAGUUUCUCAACGGCGCCAACCCCAUAUUGCUGAGGCGCUCCAGUCACCUUCCUGCCCGCCUAGUGUUCCCUCUAGGGAUGGAGGGUCUGCAGGCCCAGCUGGAGAAGGAACUCCAGGGAGGCACACUGUUUGAAGCCGACUUCUCCCUGCUGGAUGGGAUCAAGGCCAACAUCAUACUGUGUAGCCAGCAGCACCUGGCUGCCCCUCUGGUCAUGCUGAAACUGCAACCUGAUGGGAAACUCUUGCCCAUGGUCAUCCAGCUCCAAUUGCCACGCACAGGAUCGCCCCCACCACCACUUUUCUUGCCCACGGAUCCCCCGAUGGCCUGGCUCCUGGCCAAAUGCUGGGUCCGUAGCUCUGAUUUCCAGCUUCAUGAGCUGAAUUCUCAUCUUCUGAGGGGACAUUUGAUGGCUGAGGUCAUCGCUGUGGCCACUAUGAGGUGCCUUCCAUCAAUACAUCCUAUCUUUAAGCUGUUAAUCCCCCACCUGCGAUACACCAUGGAAAUUAAUGUGCGGGCCAGGACUGGGCUGGUCUCUGACUAUGGCGUUUUCGACCAGGUGGUGAGCACUGGUGGAGGAGGCCACGUGGAGCUGCUCAAGAAAGCUAGAGACUUCCUAAGCUAUAGAUCACUCUGUCCCCCUGAUGACCUAGCUGACAGGGGGCUUUUGGGAGUCAAGUCUUCCUUUUAUGCCCAUGAUGCUCUGCGGCUCUGGGAAGUCAUCUCUCGCUAUGUGGAGGGAAUUGUGAAUCUUCACUAUAAGUCAGACGAGGCAGUGAAAGAGGAUCUUGAGCUGCAGACCUGGUGUCGAGAAAUCACUGAAGUUGGGCUGCUAGGGGCCCAAGAGCUAGGGUUUCCCACCUUCUUACAGUCCCGGGACCAGGUUUGCCACUUUAUCACCAUGUGCAUCUUCACCUGCACUGGCCAGCACUCCUCUGUCCACCAGGGCCAGCUGGAUUGGUAUGCUUGGGUCCCUAACACACCCUGCACGAUGCGGCUGCCCCCACCGACCACCAAGGAUGCGACACUGGAGACAGUGAUGGCAACACUGCCCAAUUUUCAUCAGGCUUCUCUCCAGAUGUCCAUAACUUGGCAGCUGGGCAGACGCCAGCCCACUAUGGUGGCUUUGGGCCAGCAUGAGGAGGAGUAUUUUUCAGGCCCUGAGCCCAAAGCUGUGCUGAAGAAGUUCAGGGAGGAGCUGGCUGAUCUGGAUAAGGAAAUCGAGACCCGGAACGCAAAGCUGGACAUGCCCUAUGAGUACCUGCGGCCCAGCCUGGUGGAAAACAGUGUCGCCAUAUGAGGGACCCCAGCUUGUGGUUGUUUCAGCCCUCUCUUCACCCAAGCCACAACGCCGUCCCUAAAUGCUUUCAGUCUUACCCUCCCCAAUCGCCUCCCUUUCUAUCUCCACCCUGUCUAAAGAGUUACUUUUCCUUGUGUAUGCCCACAUGAACAGAUCUUACUCUAGAUGCACCACCUAUGGGCCUUGUUUCACUGUAUGCAUCCCUCUCUUCCUAUUCUCCUCCUCCCUCAUCAUUGGGAUCUCCCAUAGGGCAGAUAACAGUCACAUUCUGUUAUAUAAACUGUUUCAAGAAUGACUAGGUAAUAAUACAUAUUAUCAUGUUUGUCUGUUGUUGUUUUUUUCUUUUCUUUUUUCUUAAUAAUGUUAAACCUAAUCCAAGUUUAACAACAAACAGAUAUUUUUAGACUAAUGAAAGGAACUUAGAUAAAAUGACCCUAAAUCAAACGCUGGCAAAACAAUGUAGCAUUUUUUUUAUUAGAUGGGAUUUACCACAUGUCUUGAAGCCAGAUACAACACAGAGCCAACCAUUUACACAAGAAUUCCCAAGAAUUUUCGGUUCUCAAGAUUUUCACUUUGUGGUUUGCUUAGAAAAUGAUAAAUGGAAGGAAACUAGUUAAACUGAAGAAGCUGCUCCCAGCUGGAGGUAUCUGGCCUUGGGGCUUCAGCUUGAGAGAGCCCUAUGUAUAACCCAUUUGCAGUUCACCAGUUGGGAGGCUUCAAAUUAAAAUAAUUAACUGGAAAAAAAGUAAAAAUCUCAUGGUUAUUUUAAUGAGUGACAACAGAGGAACCAAUGAAAUCCAACUUCUAUGUAUGAUUAAAAUUUUGGAAAAAUGAACUUGGAAGUUUAGUUUUUUAAUAUGAUCACCUGGGGAUAUUUUAAGACAGAAGAGAACAGUAUACAUAAGCCAAAAUUGUUUCCUUUAUAAUAUAAACAAAAUGGCUGCUUUAGUCUGAUUCUGUUUAAUUUGACAGAAGACAUAUGGGUGAUGCUUGUCUGAUUCUUGAAGGAAGAAUAGGAAAUAAACAGUUGGGAGGAGGGCGUAGAGUUUCAUGCUGGGAUUUAGGAGAACCCACAGGAGGUAAGAGAGCAUGGCACAGUCUUCACACCAGAAAUCAUUCAGUAAUGCAGUCUGGCAGUGGGAGGGGGUUAGAAAGAAAGUGGUGGGAAGGGGAAGUCUCAUGAAGAACAUAUUUCAUGUCAAGAAAUUAGACUUGACCUUUAGGAAACAACUAUGGAACCAUUUCUUUCUUUCUUUCUUUCUUUCUUUCUUUCUUUCUUUCUUUCUUUCUUUCUUUCUUUCUUUCUUUCUUUCUUUCUUUCUUUCUUUUCUUUCUUUUCUUUUCUUUUGAAGGGACCCCGGUCCGGACCCUAGACCGGACAGAUUCACGUUAAAAAAUUAUACUUCAGCUACUUCAGCUAGACGCUAAAAACUAACAGCUCUUUUUGCUUCUGUAUACCUGCUUUGCUUCUGCCGGGGAAUAAAAGGUUAAAGAAAAAACAUUCCUCAGUUCCCCCUUCCUCCCCUCACUUCUAUCUUAACAUACCAAAAGGCCUCACAGCAAUAAACUCUCCCCUCUCUUUUAUUUUAACAUAUCAAAAGGACAGUUGACUCCCAUGGCCUCUAUCUUUAUACUUCAAAGAAGUUUUCAACUUUAGGGGACAGGUUAUGUGGUCAGCUCAACCCAGUCAUGAUAUACUGUUAAGACAUCUCAAUAUAACGUCACUGUUGUGAUAGCGGGAUGCGGUUUUAACUGGAAUAACUGCACAUUCUUUUUGGCUUCUGUAACUUACUUUGCAUAUAGCCCUGCCUUAUAAAAACCAGACCACCGAGUCUGGGGUACCAUAUUUCCUUUAGCUGGGGAGACGGUCGCUGAGCUCAGCUUAAUAAAAUCUUCAG